CACUCGCACCUCUGUGUUGCAAUUUCUGAUGGCACCCAUUUUUACGAAGUUUUAGCUUAACCAUUGUGGCAUUGAAUUAUUUCACAUGUGUGGAACUUGAUUUAGCCAAAAUGGGUCUUCUGGGAUUGUGUCAUAUGUAUCAGAGUAAUUUUUGUAUUUUUUCUUUUUGCAACUCGUCAAUGCAAAGCAUUUUGAACAUCCAAAUGUUAUUUUGGAUAUGCAAUUGCUGAACAAAGAACCUGAGUAUGUAAGAAGUAAUUUAGGAAUAUUAGGUUUCAUUUGAAGUUUAGUUGAGAUAGGAAUUUUGAUAUAUUUACUCUUCGAAAUGUGUCUUCUUUUUUUAUGCUUCCCUCCAAAUUAAAAUCUAAUUCAAAACUGACAAUAUAAAUUUAACAGAGUCCCAAAUGGACACAUCUUAAAUUUGAAAAUGAAUGAGAAAGGUUUUUGGAAAUGAAGGCUCACCGUCAUUUCUUACUAUUAAUAUGCUGAGAUGUUCUCAAAUCUCCAUCUGACUUUCACUAAAAUAAAUAACAAAAUUUUUUGAAUCAUUGUUUAUAACUAAUUAACUAUGUAUAAAAUAUAAAUAAAAGCCACUGAAGUGAUGAUAUAACUUAUAAAAGAUAACUAUUUUAAUUAAUUAUUUAAAUAAUCAGUCAUAAAUCUAUGAUAAUAAUAAUUGACUCUAUUACACCCAAAAUUAAAAAAAAAAAACACAAAAAAAGAAUAUAACAUAAGCACUUCACAAUAAAAAAUAGUCCAAGAAAUCUCAGUGUUGGAUUUUUUUUUUAAUUAAAAAGAAAAGAUGUUGGAUUUGGAGAAGCAAGACAAAUGUGUGCCGUUUUAGCCCUUAGUUUCGACGCAAAACGACGGCAGCCGAAACUAAAAAUGGAACAGUGAAUUUCCAAAUAAGAAAAUUGAAAAACUGGGAAACAAGCGGGAACCAAGUGACUUGUGAGUACGCAGCGAUCAGACCAAAACCCAAAUUUGGAAGUCAUAACUCUCCGCCACCUAACCUCAUCUUCGUGUCAAUGCUCAUCAUCAACCUCUACUAGAAACCCAUUAAUAAUUCUUUAUUUCUCUCUCUCUCUCGACCUUUUUGAAUAAUAAUCAUAAUAAUAAUAAGAAAGAAGAAUGUGGCAACUUCUAUUAGCAGCAGCAGUAGCAGGAUCCACUGGCUUCGUGGCCAAGCACUUACUUCACCACCACGAUGAACAUUCCAAAGACAAUCAAGAACCUCCUCAGGACUCGAUUGCCACUCCUGAUGUUGUAAAUGAUGCUAAUAAACAGUGUGGAUUCGGUACCAGUUUCGAUCAGAGUGUUUUUAGGUUUUCCAGCUCUGCUUCUUCUUCGUCUGCUAGUAAAAAAAUUAGGAAGAACUCGGCGAUUAAGGGCCGCCGAUUGAAGUUUGGUACUUUGAAUGAGAAGGAGAAUCAGAGAUCUACUGCCAGCCAAGGGAGUGCCCGCCGAUUUGCUGUUUGUUUGAAGAAGCGAAGAACUGCUAAAUGUGGACCAACGGUUUCUUCUAAUAAAGAAACUACUUUGUUUGGAUGGGGACUUGGUGUAGGCAUCAUGUACAUGAUGUCAGCUGGGAAAUCUGAGAUCAGUAAGCUUAGCAAUGCUAUGGAUGAGACUUCAAAAGUUGUUCAGGAGUUAAGAACAGAGCUUUACAAACGAAAAUCCGCCCGCUCUGAAGGUAUAAGCUUUAAGCAUAAUCAACAAAUGGUAAAUGGUUCUGGCACCGAAGAUAGAGACCCCAAAGAUAUCAAAGUCGAUGAUAUUGAAUGCCCAAGUAGUGUUCUCACUGAAGAACCAGAUCCACAGGUUCUCAACAUGGAUCAACUGGAAGCAGAACUUGCUUCUGAAUUGCAAAAACUUCCAUGGUCUGACACUGAAACUUCUGGAAAUGAAGGAGGACCAAGUAUGGUCAAGAAUGAGGUUUCGUCUGGUGGGAUUCUUGAAGUGAAAGAGCAGAGCCCUGUCUCUUACCAAUGCCACGGAAUCCUGCCAUCUGAACUUGAUCAGAAACUGUGCCAUUUGCUCAUUGAACAACAGGAAAACCAAAUUGAGGAGUUGGAAUCCGAAUUACAUACGGCCCAAUCCAAACUCAAUGAGAAGGAAGCUGAACUCCAAGCGUUGAAGGACUGUGUAAGACGGCUGACUGAAUUCUCUCUGUCAACCGUAUCAGAUGAUGAACCUGAGAUACAAGUAGCGCAGGACUGUAUCAGUGAAUGGGACAACAAUAACAAAAUUGAAUCUCAAUCUGAGCCAAGGAAAUCAGUGGUUGGAAUGAAAAGACCUAUCGACUCUGCAUAGUGAGGUUUUAAUUAUCAUACUCAUACCAUGUCAAUGUGUAAGCGAAUGGUGCUUUGUCUUAUAUGUGGGUAGGAAUGUAAUUUAUUAGGCAGUCAUAGGAUGCCGUCAGAUUUUAGUGCCAUGGGUUGGUUGGGCCACACCAAUCAAAAUUAUGUUCCUUACAUGCACAUUGCUUUUCUGUGCAUCAAUCCCUCACCUAGUAGUAUAAAAUAAUAUUUCAGGAUUUUAACUGCA
Molecule: messenger RNA, 2547 nt
Organism: Ricinus communis (castor bean)
Lineage: Eukaryota; Viridiplantae; Streptophyta; Magnoliopsida; Malpighiales; Euphorbiaceae
Exons: 4
Coding region: 1132-2313 (393 amino acids)
Biological process (GO): asymmetric cell division
Source: RefSeq, a predicted model, not a curated record